AUGGGCAUCCCCAACCCCGACUUCGGCGCGCUCGAACAGCGCCGCCUCACUCUUGAAGACAACAUCUUGCAGCUCCAACAAUCACUAUAUCACUGGAGAACCUGGGAGGCCGAAUACGAUGGAAUCCGUGAGGAGAUUGGAGCUCUCGACAACAAUGCUUCGACCGAAGACUUCUUGGCAGUGGGACGCGAGUUUGGAGGCACAUUGGUGGACCAGGAGGAAAUGCAGAAGAUUCUUGGCUCCCAGGGCGUGUCCAGAUCGCGCGGGCAGGUCGUCGAUCUUCUUGGUCGACGUAUGGACUACGUGAAGCAAAAUGUUGCUACUAUGGAGAAACGACUACAGACUGCCGAGAAUGAGUUGCAUGCGCUGGAUGAGCAGGACCAAAUACCCAUCGAAGGUGGCAACGAUUUUCCCAUGCGGGAGAUCAUGGAAGAGCUGGAUGAAGAUGGUGAGGUCAUCUCAAGCACGAUCAACACCCCCGGUGACCAGGCACCCGAGCUGCUCGACGUCUUGAAGCAGGUUGGUCUCCAGAAUAUUCCGGAGGCUGAGCAAUCUACCGAGAACGCAGACCCCACCGCCGCCAGCGUUGCAGCAGAUGAUAAGGCCGAGGAAACACCGCACAUCCACUCGGCGGACUGCCCUGUGCAUGCCCCAGAGGCAAAUGAUAUUGUGCCAGAGGACGAUCCCGAUCUGCAACGGCCUGUUUCCCUCGUGACACCCGAGGACCGUCAACAACCCCCCGUCACCGACAUUGAUGAAUCACCCGAAGAGGCGAAGCUACGCCGAGAGAUGUUUCAAUACGGAAUCGACGAAGUCGGCGCCAUCGUCGCAGAGCUGGAGCUGGACGAAGAGGGAAGCGAGUUCUCGUUCGAUGAAGACGACGAUUACACCUUUGACUCCGGUGAAGAAGAAAAUGAAGAUGAAUACGGUCGCUCGCACACCGUACUGUCUGAAGAGUACCACCAGCAGAUGCGAGAAUUGGAAGCCAAACUGAAUGCUCGUGGGAUGUAUAACGUCGGCAAAAAUACCGACUCUCUUCCAGAGGAAAUGCGCCACGACAUCGAGAACCCCCCGUCUGUGCAAGACCUCCAGCCCAAUGGCGUGGACUCCUCCGAGAAGGGCAAGAAGCCAAAGAAGCGGGUCGCUUUCGCAGAGGAUCUUGAUAUUGCACCGGCUGCUGAGCCCAACCCUGUCGUCGCCGAGAAGAGGACACUCCCCGCAAAGCAGGCUGAUGUCGCUGUACUCUCGGAUGCCAUCGUGGAGCGAACAGACCGCACCCCAGAUAUCCGACCAUCUACGAACAAUGGCCCCAAGAAGGUCUCACGAUUCAAGACCGCACGAGUAGCCGCCCCAGCUUCCAAUGAAAUGAGCUCCACUGCGGCUGAAUCAUCCCUGAAACCGUCUCAGUCAUCCGAACCCGGUUUCACUCGCAAACAAGCCAACGCCGUUCCGGCAGCCACCCCUCCAGCUUUGUUCCCCGCCACACCACAGGAACCAAAGCCAUUUUCUGGUCCUAUCGCGGACAUCACCGAAACCCCAUCCGGUCCCCAUCCACCCGAAGGCAAAACUCUGGCCGACAAACUGGUCGAACGCGACGUCGUUUCCGGUUCUGCCGCUGCUCCUGAACUAGAUGAGCUGGACGAGGAAAUGCACCGCGGUCAAAUCGCCACUGAGUUCUUCAAGGCCCGUAACCGCAAGAUCCAGGAGCAAGGCGGUUUCAUGGACGAAGAACAAGACACGGAAUACGAGAUCCGUGAGGGUGAAAUCGAGCCCAGGCGCAUCAGUAAGUUCAGGGCUGCUCGCAUGAAGUAA
Messenger RNA from Penicillium manginii, 1812 nucleotides. RefSeq names its product prefoldin-like protein. The record is from RefSeq and is a predicted model, not a curated record. The transcript has a single exon. Gene Ontology annotation, molecular function: transcription corepressor activity; phosphatase inhibitor activity; chromatin binding. Bases 1 to 1812 code for a protein of 603 amino acids. Gene Ontology annotation, biological process: negative regulation of transcription by RNA polymerase II; negative regulation of phosphatase activity. NCBI's taxonomy places the organism in Eukaryota, Fungi, Ascomycota, Eurotiomycetes, Eurotiales, Aspergillaceae.